AUGGCGGCAGACUUGACAGCCACCACUGCUACUACCACCACUACCACAACUGCAACUCCCACGACCACGACCACGACCGCUGCCAACAACCCCCCCAUGGUCAACGCCCCUACCACCACCACCGCCGAACCACCCACAGCAUCGCAGAAACGGAAGCGCAGCACCAGCAGCAGCGCAGCAAUGAAGGGCACCGACGACCCCGCGGGCGAGAAGCGGAAAAUGGUCUGGGACCAGAUCAUGAAGGACCUUGCGGUGGUGCUUAAGGAACACGACACUCACCCCUCCGUCCUCACCACUACAAUCUCACCCCCCUCCUCCUCCUCCUCCGACACCACCGACGGCACCCCGCCCAUCAAACGCGCCAAGCUCUCCCCGCACCCACCGAGCACCAUCGCCUCGCGCCUUGCAUCAGGAACCUACACCACGCCCGCCGCGCUCCUAUCCGACAUCGCCGCCAUCUGCCACGCCCUCGACGCGCCCACCACCGCCCCUUCCACGACCUCGCGCACACCCUCAUCACGCGCGAAUGUGCCCGCCGCCCCGACCUCUUCACCAGCGCGCACCUCCCGCCAGCCACCACCGCCGCCGCGGCCCCCGACCGCGAGAAACUCGCAGGUCCCCAUCCCAUCCUCUGAGCGCCUCUCGCGCUCCCCAUCGGCCUCCGAGUCCUCCCCCGCCGCCUCAACAGCGCCAACGUCAACCUGCGCGUCGCCAAAAACAGCGCCCACAAAAGUCGUGCGCGUCGUGGCGCCACUGAACGAGGCUGCGCUGCCCCCGCUGAUUAGUACCGUCAAGGCGGCCUCGAACCCACUGAAGCGCGAUGCGCCCGAGGACCCGAAGAAGGUGCCGACGCUGGGCGAGGCGUUCCCGCCCGUCCGCAUCAGCUCGCUGGCGCCGCCAAAGGCGGGCGCGGCGGGUGUUGUGGGGUUGAAGUGGGGGGGUGUGAUGGGGCCUGGUGGGGUUGCGGUCGUGAAUGGCGCGAGCGCGCGUGCGGAGCCUGCGGGCGAGUGGCUGCUGUAUCGGAACCAUCCGCCGCGGACGGCAAAGUGGCGGGCGAUGGCGCGUGGGGAGCCGGUGCGGCAGGGGAUGGGGCUGCCGGCGGAGGUUGUGGCGGCGUAUUCGAGCUUUGCGCCGGUGCGGGAUGAUGCCGGGGCGAAGGUGCCGGCGGGGGUUAGGGGACGGGUGUGGUGGGAGAGGAUGGGGAGGGAGAUGUAUAGGGAGAUGUUUGGGGCCCAUCCGGGCGUGGGGCAUAUGUUUAGGGAGAAGGAGGAGGAGGAGGAGGGGAAGAGGCAGGAGGCGGGGGAUGUGGUGAUGAGUGAGGCUGUGGUGGGCGACGGCGAAGACGAGGAGGAGAUGUUUAGGAAGGCUGUGGAGAGCUUUGAGCCUGAUCAGGAUGUCCCGGUUGAUUUCCGGCUGCUGGAGGGCGCGGAGAAGGAGGGCGCGGCGGAGAAGAAGGAGGACGAGGAGGGCGGGGCCGUGGAGGUCGCGGGCGUCAAUGCGGAUGAGACACUCAAGGAGAUCUCGAACCUCCUCAAGCGCCUGCAGAGCCACCAAUACAUCCGUCUCUCCACCGCGCCCACCCCUCCCGCCCCGCGCAUCACAACCACAAACACCCCGUCCACCUCCACCUCCACCGCCACCGCCCCCGCACCCCCCUCUACAACAACCAGCGACACCCCCACAACCCCCACCCCCGAAGAGCUAACCCUCUACAACGACAUCCACACCCGCCUCACCCACCUCAUCUCCACCCUCCCCCCCCACGCAACCAUAACCAUAGACGGCACGCCCACCGCCCCACUCACCAUCUCCGCCCUGCACCCACUCACCUCCGGAACACCAAUCUACACCGGCACCCUCCCGUCCACACCCCCCGCGCCCCCCGCCGCCGCACUCGCAGCCCUAAACGCAGCAGUCGGCAUGUCCCCCUCCUCCGCCUCCUCCCCGGCCCCCAUCGCAAUGAUGUCCCGCACCGCCCCGCCGCCGCGUCUCCAGGGCGCGCCAAACGUACAGACGUACUACACGCCGCAGCAGUACCACGGCCACCAGUUGCCGGCCGCGACAAUGCCGCACCACUAUCCGAGCCCGUAUGCGCCGCCGCCGCCGCGCGUGGUCAGUCCAGGGGUGAGUAGGGUGGGGCAGCCGAUGUUUCAUGCGCAUAGUAUGCCUGCUGCGACGGUGCCGGCGCCGGGGGCGAGGAGGGUGGGGGUGCCGCAGCCGAUGGGGCUGGCGGCGAUUGGGGCGGGGUAUGGAGGGGGUGGGGGGUAUGGGGUGCAGAGUGGAGGAGGAGGGGUGCAGGGGGGAGUGCAGGGGGAGUGCAGGGGCAGAGAGGCGUGGAUGGGUUGA
This is a messenger RNA of Morchella importuna, 2346 nucleotides long. RefSeq lists its product as uncharacterized. The coding region runs from base 1 to 2346 and encodes 781 amino acids. The record is from RefSeq and is a predicted model, not a curated record. Lineage: Eukaryota; Fungi; Ascomycota; Pezizomycetes; Pezizales; Morchellaceae. The transcript has 4 exons.